AUGUCGUUCGCCAUUCCAUCCCAGCAGACGCAGAUCGUGUUGCGCGAGCGUCCCACUGCCGCCAUCAAGGAUUCUCUCGGCGAAAACGACUCGACUUACGAGAAGCGAACUGUUCCCGUUCCACAAGAAUCCGAGCUCAAGGAUGGCGAGGUCCUGGUACGAGUAGAGUACGUCUCGCUCGACCCUGCGAUGCGCGGUUGGCUGCGUGAUGCCCGAUCGUAUUUGCCACCAGUUCAGAUCGGUGAAGUGAUGCGCGCCGGUGGUGUUGGUGUGAUUGUAGCUUCCAAGUUCCCUGGCCUGAGCAAGGGCGACCAGAUCAGCGGUACGCUCGGCUGGCAGCAGUACGCUCGUGUCCCCGGAAAGAGCGUCGAAAAGCGAAGCAUUCGUGAAGGCAGCUCUCUGCUUGACUACCUCGGCCCGCUCGGUUCGUCCGGUCAGACUGCAUACUGGGGUAUCUUCGACGUUGCAGCUAUCAAGAAAGAUGAUGUCGUCGUCGUCACGGGUGCUGCUGGAUCGGUUGGCAGCGUCGCUGUUCAACUGGCCAAGCUCAAGGGCUGCAAAGUGAUCGCCGUCGCAGGUGCAGACGACAAGUGCCAAUGGCUCAAAGAUUCUCUCGGUGCCGACGAGGCUCUCAACUACAAAGACCCCAACUUCAAGAAAACCUAUCGCGAGAUUGUCACCAAGAAGUACGGCUACAUCGACGCUAUCUUUGAAAACGUCGGGGGUGAUAUUCUCGACAUGUCAUUGCUUUGCAUGAAGCCUCAUGCUCGUAUCGCACUGUGCGGUGCCAUUUCCGAUUACAACAACCCGAAACCGAACGGCCUGAAGAACUACCAGACCAUCAUCGCUAUGCGCAUCAAGUUGCAAGGCUUUAUCGUCUUCGAUUACGCUAAGCGCUACAGCGAGGCGGAAGACGACAUGGCCAAGUGGAUGAAGGAGGGUAAGCUCGCUAGGAAAUUCCACGUCGUGGGUGAAGAGCUGGACGCCAAAGCGAGAGAACAUGGCAAGAGUCUCGAGCAAUGCCCUAAGGCGCUCAACGACCUGUUUGCCGGUAAAAACGUCGGCAAGAUGGUUGUCAAAGUCGCUCCUUAA
This is a messenger RNA of Mycosarcoma maydis (corn smut), 1092 nucleotides long. RefSeq lists its product as uncharacterized. NCBI's taxonomy places the organism in Eukaryota, Fungi, Basidiomycota, Ustilaginomycetes, Ustilaginales. The record is from RefSeq and is a predicted model, not a curated record. Gene Ontology annotation, molecular function: oxidoreductase activity, acting on the CH-CH group of donors, NAD or NADP as acceptor. The coding region runs from base 1 to 1092 and encodes 363 amino acids. The transcript has a single exon.